Messenger RNA from Amaranthus tricolor (Joseph's coat), 1125 nucleotides. RefSeq names its product ATP-dependent Clp protease proteolytic subunit 6, chloroplastic-like. NCBI's taxonomy places the organism in Eukaryota, Viridiplantae, Streptophyta, Magnoliopsida, Caryophyllales, Amaranthaceae. Gene Ontology annotation, cellular component: endopeptidase Clp complex. Gene Ontology annotation, biological process: protein quality control for misfolded or incompletely synthesized proteins. Gene Ontology annotation, molecular function: ATPase binding; ATP-dependent peptidase activity; serine-type endopeptidase activity. The record is from RefSeq and is a predicted model, not a curated record. The transcript has 9 exons. Bases 133 to 963 code for a protein of 276 amino acids.
UUAAAAAAACCUCUCAAUGAACAAAAUUAUCCAAUAGAAAAACGACGUCGUUGGGGCUCAUCGAUAAAGAAAAGCAGGAAAGUAAGUUCAUCUCAAUUCCUCCCUCUUACCACAAUCUUGUUUCACACAAAAAUGGUGGCAGCUGCAAUUUCAACUUACUUCACUUGUUCUCCAAUUACUUCACAAACCACCAAAACCCUACAAUUCCCAUUACUCUCUCAAAGGAAAUCGAAUAAAUCGAUUGUCUCUGUAUUAUCCAAUCCCUCCAAUGAAUAUUCUUCCGUUGCUGGAUUAUCAAGUAAAAGCAUAGGUUUCUCUUCAAGGCUUAACGAGUCAGGUCUAUACAAUACCAGUUUAAGCAAUGGGCCUAUAGAAGCCAAAAAGGGCAAUCCGCCUAUAAUGCCUGCCGUAAUGACACCUGGAGGGCCAUUGGACCUUUCUAGCGUAUUGUUCAGAAACCGGAUAAUAUUCAUUGGCCAACCAGUAAACUCUCAGGUGGCUCAGCGUGUUAUUUCCCAACUUGUAACUUUGGCAGCCAUUGAUGAUAAAUCUGAUAUACUGAUUUAUCUAAACUGCCCUGGUGGAAGCACAUAUUCCGUUUUAGCAAUUUAUGACUGCAUGUCUUGGAUAAAGCCAAAAGUCGGGACAGUUUGUUUCGGUGUUGCGGCAAGUCAAGGUGCGCUUCUCCUAGCUGGUGGAGAAAAGGGGAUGCGCUAUGCAAUGCCAAAUUCACGCGUAAUGAUCCAUCAGCCACAGAGUGGAUGUGGAGGUCACGUUGAGGACGUUAGGCGCCAAGUGAAUGAAGCAGUUCAAUCUCGCUAUAAAAUUGACAAAAUGUACGCUGCAUUCACUGGUCAACCGCUUGAGAAAGUACAGCAAUACACAGAGAGAGAUCGUUUCUUAUCAGUGACGGAGGCAAUGGAGUUCGGUCUCAUAGACGGCAUUUUGGAAACCGAGUAUUGAUAAUCUUGUUUUUAAUGCAUUUGGGAUUGUGUUACAUAUUUCUUGUAGCUGUGUUGUAUGGGUUCAGUAGCAUUGUGAACAACUUCUGACACUAAUUUUGAAGGGAGUCCUGGACAUUGUAUUUGUACAUUUUAAAUAGGAAUUAUAUUCAAUUUUACUCCA